This is a messenger RNA of Siniperca chuatsi (mandarin fish), 3645 nucleotides long. RefSeq lists its product as uncharacterized. Bases 539 to 1444 code for a protein of 301 amino acids. The transcript is spliced from 9 exons. The record is from RefSeq and is a predicted model, not a curated record. Gene Ontology annotation, molecular function: methyltransferase activity. NCBI's taxonomy places the organism in Eukaryota, Metazoa, Chordata, Actinopteri, Centrarchiformes, Sinipercidae.
UUAUUACCGAUCAUUCAUCAGGAACAGUCACACUGAUCGAUCUUUUAAAUGAUUGGGAGUUGCAGCUCCACUCUUCUUGUUAUUUACUCUUCGUGUUUUUCUUUUCUUUCCCUUCAUUUGAACAUUUCUGUGAACUCACGCUCAGCGAAAAAAGUAAACUAUAAAUAAAAACUAUCCAUUUUUUAUUUGAAGAGAAUAUUCAAUAGUGCUGAUGUAAAGUGUGAAAUGCUUGAAGGAAACAGAAGCGCUGUUUUAUUACACUGUAUAUAACUGUGAACUGUAAACACGUCGAACUCAAUAAAGUUUUUCGAAAGAAAACAACAACAACUGCUUCCGGGGCUUGUUUUUUUUGUCUUAAGGUGGUCUGAACGAUCGAUGCGGAGGGAAGUGUGAUUUUAAUCUAAAUGUCUUUUAACGGUCACACCUGUGUUUACGUCACACUUUAAAAGCGUCGUCACCUGAACAGACGCGUUCCUGGGAGCUGCGGUCUGAGCAGGAAAACUCUCAAACUCGUUUCUGACACAUUUUGAGUUCGAAGAUGAAUUUUUCUGAAGCGAAAUCCGAAGUGAAGCAGCUGCUGAGCAACGUGAACCCGUCUGAACUCCCCAAACUGCUGAACUGGAUCAGACACUCAGAUGAGUUGGACGAGCUGCUGUCACACAACAAGACGGCGAUUCUGCAGAACAUCUCAGACGAGCUGAGAGUCCGUCUGCCUGCAGACGCCAUGUUUCCCUCUGAGACUACUGCAUACAGCAAGAUGCAGCAGCGUUCUCGGCCGACGGUCCACGUUGACGGUUUCCUGUACGAUGACGAUCAGGUGGACUCUCUGUGCGAGGAGGGAGCCAUGAGUCGCUCGUACUGUCUCACCUGUGGAUCCUACAGAACCGCAGCGCUCGACUUCAUCUCUCACUCGUUCUCGAUAUCGGAGCUUCGGUUUCUGUUCGAGAACGUUCUUCCAGACCUGAGCGGCCGGCUGCUGGUGGACGUGGGCUCCAGGCUGGGGGCCGUCCUGUACGGGGGUUAUGUGUUCAGCUCGGCCUCUCAGCUGGUCGGUUUGGAGCUCAGUGACGAGUUUGUCAAACUGCAGAACGACGUCCUGCAGAAAUACAAGCUGACGGACCGAAUCAAGGUUCUCCACACUGACGUCUGCCUGCAGAGCGUUCUGCUGCAGAACACAGACGUUCUCAUCAUGAACAACGUGUUUGAGUUCUUCAUGGAACCCAGUGAACAAGUCAGAGCGUGGAGGUUCAUCAUGGAGAACUUCAGGAAGAAAGGAUCUCUGCUGGUCACCGUUCCCAGUCUGCAGGAGAGUCUGAACACUCUGCAGCAGGAGGCGCUGCAGCCCAGCUGGGUGGAGGAGCUUCCUGUGGACUACGAUGUUUACCUGGGCAGAGACUCAGACCCCGACGCUCUCAGACAGAUCCACCUGUACAGGGUUGUCUGAUCUGAACUGGUCUGGACUGGUUUAAAGUGUAGAUGGGUCUGGACUGAAUUGCAUUGGUCUGAGGUGAUUUUAUUCCUGGACUGUUCUGGACCAGGGUUCCAAAGAUCCCAGCUCAGGACUGGGCUCGGGACUGGGCUCGGGACAGGGCUCGGGACUGGGAGUUUGGGACUGGGCUUUGGGACUGGGCUUUGGGACUGGGCUUUGGGACUGGGCUCUGGACUGGGCUUUGGGACUGGGCUUUGGGACUGGGCUUUGGGACUGGGCUCUGGGACUGGGCUCUGGGACUGGGGUUUGGGAUUGGGACUGGGCUCUGGGACUGGGGUUUGGGACUGGGGUUUGGGACUGGGACUGGGCUCUGGGACUGGGGUUUGGGACUGGGCUCGGGACUGGGCUCUGGGACUGGGGUUUGGGACUGGGGUUUGGGACUGGGACUGGGCUCUGGGACUGGGGUUUGGGACUGGGGUUUGGGACUGGGACUGGGCUCUGGGACUGGGGUUUGGGACUGGGCUUUGUUUUAUUUCUCAGAGUUAGCAGUGUGAAACAUCUGAUGCUAAGCUAACGGACGUUAUUUACUCGUGUGUUAUUCCAGUUAAACUUGUUUAACUUUACUUUGUGUGACUGUGUUUGAGUCUAAAAUGAAGAAGCCAGCUGCUCCGGUUGAAGGUGGUUACUGUGAUUAAAGGGUCGUUUUAUCUGUUGCUCAUUAUAUCGACACCGUUUCUGUAAAGAGUUCAGUCACCGCAACAAGCCGCUGAAGUCUCGAACGUCUCUUUAAGAAAGCUUCGUAGUUACGUUACGUACGUUAAAUCCUUUAAGAAGAAGUUUCUGUAAAUAAAGUGACUUGUUGCUUCGAUCAUUGAUCCUCUCGAUAGACUCGUGUGGAGGAAACAGUUUCCCUUCCACACGAGCUCGUCGAAGACCGCCUGCGUCUUUAAAUAUGGAAGACCGUAACGAGUUUGGUGCUUUUAAACGAUCUUUUAUGCAUUUGAGCUUAACGCUGGUACUCAAGUCCAACAAUUCAAAUCCUCCCUCGGCUUUGGAGCCAGAAAGCACGGCUUUCUCCAGAUGAUGGAGUCAUUUUUGUAAAUGUGCGAUUCAGGUGUUUUACGCCGAGUCCUGAACACUGAGGCGAAAGGCUGAGUCGACAAAUCUUGAGACCGGUUCAGCGUCAGACAGAAGAAGCCUUCCUGAGACCGGCAGGUCUCAGUUUGAGUCUUUUUCAGUUUGGGGGAGAAAUGAAGCUGCUGAAGUUCCUACAGACAAACCAGAUAUAAUCCAUAUUCACCACAUUUCUCCACAGCUACAUUAGUUUUUCCCUCAGUCCGACACAAACAUUAAACUUCACAUUCAGGUUUAUUGAGUUUUCGGCUAACUGGGUCAGUCUGAUUUCUACAGCUACAGCUUUAAUAACUGGACUAUGAACAAUGUGCAAUGAGAGUGACUGAACCACGAUCAGAAACAAAAGGUGAAACUGGAUGUUGACACAACUGUCAACUUUCCUUUAGAACAUUUCAGCUGUCCAAACUAAGUUAUGGCCAAAACCAAAAGUCUGGAGCGCCGUGAAUAAGAAACGACGUUCGACAGUCUCGAAUGCUUUAUAAAGGCAGGAAAUACUGUCAGAGCGUCCGUUCCAGCGUCAGCAGAAGAAUCCGUUAGCGAAGGACGAGUCUAAUAAUGUAGCUUCUGAGACGGUUUGUCAUGAAGCCGGUUCUGAUCUCGUCACGAGCUUUCUUUAAACGCUCGGCAGAUGAUCUUGGAACGCGUGAAUGGUCUUUCUCGGGUUUGGGGAUCAGAGUUAUUACGGCCUGUUUCGUAGUUGUGGACAUUUCUUUUCUAAUAAUACAUUCUUUAAAUAAUUCCAAUAAAGGACCUUCGUGCAUGGAAGGCGGCAGAAAGCCCACCAGUGCCCGGCGGUUUCCCGUUUGCCCACCAGUGCCCGGCGGUUUCCCGUUUGCCCACCAGUGCCCGGCGGUUUCCCGUUUGCCCACCAGUGCCCGGCGGUUUCCCGUUUGCCUCUGAGAUUUCAGCUUCAAGAGUUCUGAGAGCGCGGCGUCCGUUCUGUAGAACCUGCAUGCUUUGAAACGUCCGAAGGGUUGGAAAUGAUACUUUAUUGAUCCCCGGGGGGAAACUCCUGUUCUUGUAAUAUUGAUCCACUUGUUCCAGACCGAAUAAAGGCCAUUUCAAUAAAUACGUUAGAUCCA